GUGAACUGUCAAGAGGCAAUCUUGCACAUCUCAAAUGGAGCCACAGAUAAAGAAUACUGCCUGGUCUACAACUCCUUAUGGACCAACCUGUCACUCUCCCUCAGCGCUGCUGUAAGUCCAGUCCAGCAACACGACCAUUCUGAUAUUCAGCUGCCCUAUGCCCCCAUUUGCUCCAGCCUCGACUUUGUUGGACUUUAGUAUGUGUUGGUGAACCCACAGAACUAGGUGAACCUCACCUGACAUCUAGCCUGCUGUGUAGUGGCUCUGGGAUUCAGCCUUUCUACAGUGACAAUACAUCAUAGCUAUUAAUAUAUUGAUUGAUUGUCUAACCCUACCUGUUGUCCUGUGUUAGACGGCGUAUCCCCUGGUGAACCUGUCCUCCAGCCUACUUUGUAGCUCUGCAGGGGUGAGCCCGGCCACAGUGAGGGGCAAGGCGGUGGUGGUCAUGAGAGGGAAGUGUACCUUUAACCAGAAGGCUCUGGUAGCCCAGGACCUGGGGGCUGCCGCUCUGAUCGUUGCCAGCACUACAUCUAUGGUAAGGCUUUGAUAAUGGAUCUACAAUGUAUCAAUAGUGUUACCUCCAAUGUGUCUAUGAUGCAGCACUUAAUUUACAUCUAUGGUAUAACAUGAUAGGCCUACAUCUUUGAGUGUGCUUUUUCAGACCUGUGUUUUGUUUUAUAUCUCAUCUGAUUGGUUCUAAAGAGUCCCCCGGCAGCCAAUGUGACAGAGGAUGAUAAGGUCCAGAUUCCGCUGGCUCUGAUGAGAUACAGGGACUUCCUGGACGCACAGAAUGUGAGUUCUCUGGAACUGUAGGUCCUCUGGUAUAGUGCUUAUUCACGUCUUCUGAUUUAAUGCAAAAACAUGUAUCUACAGUAUAUCUUUCAAUCAAUAAGAAUAUACAUGAGACAUUAGUGUGUGUGUCUCCUCAGGUGUGGCGCAGUGGUCUAAGGCACUGCAUCGCAGUGCAAAACUGUGCCACUAGAUCCUGGUUCGAAUCCAGGCUCUGUCGCAGCCGGCCGCGACCGGGAGACUCAUGGGCGGCGCACAAUUGGCCCAGCGUCGUCCAGGGUAGGGGAGGGAAUGGCCGGCAGGGAUGUAGCUCAGUUGAUAGAGCAUGGUGUUUGCAACGCCAGGGUUGUGGGUUCGAUUCCCACAGGGGGCCAGUAUAAAAAAAAUAAUAUGUAAGUCGCUCUGGAUAAGAGCGUCUGCUAAAUGACUAAAAAUGUAAAAUGUAAAAAUGUGUGUUAGUGUAUGAUCUCUCUGUGUGUUUCUCCAGGUGUUUGGUGAGGAGAUGCAGGUUAGGCUGUAUGCCCCGGCGGUGCCUGUGUUUGAUGCCAGCAUUGUGGUCAUGCUGCUCAUAGGAGUAGUGACUGUUGCUCUGGGAGGCUACUGGAGCGGAGCCUGUGAGAGGUGAGACUGCACACACACGUUUCUUUAUUUCCUUCGGAAAAGGACAGCCAUGCAUGCUGUCCACUCUUCAGCCACUCUACACUGUGUAACAGUCUGUGUUUUGUGUGUGUCUGUGUGUCAGAGAGAGGCUGAGUGCAUCUCGAGGAGGAGGGGGAGGGGGAGGAGAGGAGAAGAGUGACAGUGGGGACUUGGCUCUGCACUCUCCCCUGAAGGUGGUCAUCUUUGUAGCGCUGAUGUGUCUGAUGCUGGUACUCAUGUACUUCUUCUACAAGUACCUGGGUCAGUCUUUCACUCUGGACAAACACUGCUUAAUGUAUUUGUAUUACAUUUUUUCACAAUGUGUUAAGUUCAUUAACAGUUUAUUAACAGUUUUAUAUGCAAAGCAAACAUACCACACCAAAAGCUGUUAGACACUCAGUGAUUAUCUCAUAAGGAGUUCGUUCAGGUGUGUUUUUAUAUUUUCUCUGUGUAUUUGUGUGUUUUCCAGUGUAUGUGAUCAUCGCCAUAUUCUGCCUAGCGUCUGCCACCGCCCUCUUCAGCUGUCUGGACGCCCUGUUGGACCUGGCCAAGUGUAGCCCCAUGAGGUACACCCACCCCCCCCCCUCCCCCCUUUAAAAUCAUGGUAUUUACAGAGUGUCAAGGUUUUCUAUGGUAACAACGUAAAGCUUGAGACUAUUUCCCUGUUCCAUAGACAUCUGUCCUCCCUGUCUGUUCCUCUGUCUGUUCCAUGGACAUCUGUCCUUCCUGUCUGUUCCUCUGUCUGUUCCAUAGACAUCUGUCCUUCCUGUCUGUUCCUCUGUCUGUUCCAUGGACAUCUGUCCUUCCUGUCUGUUCCAUAGACAUCUGUCCUUCCUGUCUGUUCCAUAGACAUCCGUCCUUCCUGUCUGUUCCAUAGACAUCCGUCCUUCCUGUCUGUUCCAUAGACAUCCGUCCUUCCUGUCUGUUCCAUAGACAUCCGUCCUUCCUGUCUGUUCCAUAGACAUCCGUCCUUCCUGUCUGUUCCAUAGACAUCCGUCCUUCCUGUCUGUUCCAUAGACAUCCGUCCUUCCUGUCUGUUCCAUAGACAUCCGUCCUUCCUGUCUGUUCCAUAGACAUCCGUCCUUCCUGUCUGUUCCAUAGACAUCCGUCCUUCCUGUCUGUUCCAUAGACAUCCGUCCUUCCUGUCUGUUCCAUAGACAUCCGUCCUUCCUGUCUGUUCCAUAGACAUCCGUCCUUCCUGUCUGUUCCAUAGACAUCCGUCCUUCCUGUCUGUUCCAUAGACAUCCGUCCUUCCUGUCUGUUCCAUAGACAUCCGUCCUUCCUGUCUGUUCCAUAGACAUCCGUCCUUCCUGUCUGUUCCAUAGACAUCUGUCCUCCCUGUCUGUUCCUCUGUCUGUUCCAUAGACAUCUGUCCUUCCUGUCUGUUCCAUAGACAUCUGUCCUCCCUGUCUGUUCCUCUGUCUGUUCCAUAGACAUCUGUCCUCCCUGUCUGUUUCUCUGUCUGUCAUAAACAACUCAUCGGUCAUAGUUUCAUAUGGAAGUUCUGAGAGAAGUUUUAAAAAAAGUGAAUCACACGCACCCGUCUCCUCGAACAUCACACACACACACAUGUUUUUGUGAGUCAUACGGACCUUUCUGUGGUUGCCUGUGCACUCUCUCUCUUCUCUCAUGUGUGCUGUGUUCCUCUAGUGUGACGGUCCUGGGUAGGAGUGUAUCCGUGAGGUCGGUGCUGCUGUCUGCUGUGUGUGUCACCGUAGCCGUGGUCUGGGGAGUCUACAGGAACGAGGACAGGUACUGUCUAUCACACACACACUGACACAGUCACGCACACUGAUACAACCCUUUGGAAUGCUGUGGCUGGGACAUCAGGAUGAAGGAGUCUGGAGGACUCGGACGUCAUCAGCAGAGUAGAGGCGUGUUGUUGGUGUUAGUUUAGUUUAGUUCAGCAUCCCUCACUGCCUCAUUGACUGUCUCUGGUUGUGUCUCAAAUGGCACCCUAUUCCUGAUAUAGUGCACUACUUUUGCUGGUCAAAAGUAGUGCACUUAUAGGGAGUAGGGUACUAUUUGGGACGCACUCUCUGACAGACCGAAACCGUUAGUCCCACUAAUGCCCAAUAACAGAAUAACAUCAUGGUGGGUAGUGUGUGUGUUCAUACAGGCUAGUGACUGUCCUUAGUCCUUAGCGCAGUAGAAGUAUUAGUAGACAUGAUAACUAAAUGUCCCCAGUCUACAACAGCAACACACUGUCCACAGAUAAUGUCGUAUGAAACUUUUCCAUAAGCAAAGCAUGGUGGAUAAUUAUAAUGUUCUAGAGAAUGUGGUUUCACUUCCCUUUCCACCACCCCACACAUUAUAACUCACUCAGAUUACACAUUUACUAGUUCACUGGAUCAUACUCCCGAGUGGCGCAGUGGUCUAAGGCACUGCAUCGCAGUGCUAGCUGUGCCACUAGAGAUCCUGGUUCGAAUCCAGGCUCUGUCGUAGCCGGCCGCGACCGGGAGACCCAUGGGGCGGCGCACAAUUGGCCCAGCGUCGUCCAUGGUAGGGGAGGGAAUGGCCGGCUGGGAUGUAGCUCAGUUGGUAGAGUUGUGGGUUCGCUUCCCACGGGGGGCUAGUAUGAAAAAAUAAAAAAAUAAUGUAUGCACUCACUAACUGUAAGUCGCUCUGGAUAAGAGCGUCUGCUAAAUGACUAAAAUGUAAAUGUAAUAACUGGGAAAAUGCUCUCAUUUUUGCUUUCAGAAAAAAUUGAACUAAAACUAAACUAACAAUGAAUGCUUGGGCCAUUUCAGGGUAAAGUACAGGAACCAUUGUCAAUGGUUGUCCUUAUGUUUGUGAGGGUGAUAAGCUUGACAUGCACUUUAUAACCUAUUUCUUUAUGACCUUUAUUAAAUCAGUUUGGUUGUAUUUAAUAGUUAGUUGACAGGCUGAAGUGUGUUGUUGAAAAAAACUACUCUACUCUAUUGCCAGGUGGAUCUGGAUCCUGCAGGACCUCCUGGGUGUGGCCUUCUGUCUCAACUUCCUGAAGACCAUCUCACUGUCCAACUUCAAGGUGAAAUCUUCACUCUGACCUCUCACCUCUGAUCUUCAGUCACAAAGAGGGCCACCAUAGAGAUAGAUAGAGAUCACUACUUGGAAAUAACACGUUUUUGCAUGGACAUUGCCAUUGAGGACUUCCACCGUUUUAAAGUAGUCAGCUGGGUGGGAUCAGCCAAUGAAGUAUACUCGUGAGCAAACAUUCCAUAACUGCAGGUGGCAGUAAAUCGCCAACCUUGGCUUUAUACCUGUUCAAACAACACACUACAGGUGGCAGUAUGCCCCCUUUCAGUUUGUUUACCAACUCAUAAAGUAGUAGAAGAAGAAAAUGGACUACUCUAAAAUGGAGAUGGCCUCAAUGGCGCCGCCCAUGCCCUCACAGACCGAUUAAAAAUAUGUUGUCUAACUAAGUCUGUGGACACGUCUCUAAACAUCUGUUCUCACUUUCCCUCUCUUUCUUUCUUCUCUCUUUCUCUCCCCCUCACCUGUCUUCCAUUCCACCCCCCCCCCCCCCUCUCUCCCUCCUCAGAUCUGUGUGAUCCUGUUGAGUCUGCUGCUGCUGUAUGAUGUAUUCUUUGUCUUCAUCACUCCUCUGUUCAUGCCGGUGAGUCACUUUUCCCUUUAAAUACAGUGCAAUAUUGUCUUAUUUUUUUUUAUAGAAAGGUUAAAUACAUUGUCCCUCGUUUUAAAUGUUUAAUAUUUUACAGAAUGGGGAGAGCAUCAUGGUCCAAGUGGCCAUGGGUCCAGACGCAGCAGGAGAGAAGGUAACCACUUGUCUGUCUGUCUGCAUGUCUGUCUGUCUGCCUGCCUGUAUGUCUCUCUCUCUCGAUCUGUCUGUCUGUCUGUCAAAACUUGAAUCUUCAAUCUCUGGAUGUUAAAAUGGCUUGAUUAACCUUCAGUAAGGUCAGGAGUUUUCCUUGACUGAGUGUUCCCCGACCCAGUAAACACUCCUGGCCCUGACUAGAAUCAGGCUGCGUAGUUGUGAUCUCAUCUGCUGUGUUCCGUUGCAGCAUUGCGGUGUAGAUUAGAUUUCCCUCGGGGUCGGAAUGGCUUACUAUCUGAGGAUGUGUUUCAAAUGGCACCCUAUUCCCUACACAGUGCAUUACUUUUGACCAGAGCCCUGAUCAACAGUAGUGCACUAUGUAGGGAAUAGGGUGGCAUUUAGGAUGCAAACUGACUGCGUCUGGUUGGGGUGUUCUGUCUCGACGCAGGGUAACACGGUGGAGGUGCCAGCCGAACCCUCGACUACAUAUGAGAAAGUAAGACCCCACCGCUUUACCACUCAGCUUCAUAUGUACUGUUAAUGAUCAAAUAAAUGCAUUCAUUUAUUCACACCCUGCCCGCCCACCUAGCCAUUCAUCUCUGCGCUAUACCAUUGUUUGGAUUAAGCCCAUAUGUUUAAAGCCAUAGUUUAAAGCUAUAUGUUGUUAGUUUUACAAAUACAUUGUUUACAAACAAUGAAGUAAAACAACCAUAUAUUUUAUGCUGGGGUAAGAUGGUUAUACUAAGUUCAUAAGGCAUUUAUAAGUCGUAUUCUUAAAGAAUAAAUGGGAAUUUAUAUAUUGCUGUAAAUAUUGUAGAUUGUUCCUUUUAAAAGCUGUAGUGAAAUGGCCCCAUCUCCACUAGUCCCUUACAUGACUAUCAGCAGAGAGAGAGCGAGAACAUACAGCACAUACCAACCAACCGUCACAUGACUGGCUCUUAUGUCAUGUGACAACUGUGUUAACAUCUGAUUCCUCAUGUGUGGGGCCAAGAGUUUUUAUUCACAUGACCUGACCAGGGAAAAAUCCUGUCUCUAACAAACUUUACUGUACUAUUAUACAAUAUUACACAAUCUCAAGUAAUUGCGUUGUAGCCUAAGAGUUUAAAUAAUGAGGGCUUAAUCUGCAUUUAAUAAAACAUUGAUAUAUUUGCUGUGUGAUUUGGUGGUGAACUGAUUGCGUUCCUGUGUGUCUCAUGUUCAUGUCAUUAACAAUCACUAUGGCUUGACAGUUGGCAUAUUGACAUUACAUGUAUGUCUGUUUUCUGUUUUUUUAAAUGGAAGUACUGUAGUUGGUUUCGAUUCAGAAUAUAUUAUAGUGAACACUCGUAAUCCUCAGGAUGUGUCUCUGUGAUUGAUUUUAGUUUUAGUUGAGUUUUUAUUAUGCUUUAGUUUAGUUUUGGUUGAGCUUUAGUUAACUUUUAGUCAAUUGUUAUUUAACAGAGUGUUAGAUGGUUUUUAUUUAAUCGUUAGUUGACCGUUAGUUGACUGUUGCCUGUGUUCUCUCCCUGGUAGCUCCCGGUAGUGAUGCGUGUUCCACGGUUCUCUUCAUGGGCACAGAACCUGUGUGGCAUGCAGUUCUCCAUCCUGGGCUAUGGGGACAUUAUCGUACCAGGUGAGAUAAACAUGGUUGCAUCCCAAAUGUCAACCCUAUGCAAUGUCACCCUAUGCCCUAUAUAGUGCACUACUUUUGACCAGAGCUAGGGUUGCAAAGGGAGGGUAUAUUACUGGAAACUUUUAACAUUUACCAGUAAACUACCAGAAUUACGGUAACGUAUAUUUUUAUUUUCUAUUUUAUCAGAUGACAUCUAGUGGCCUUGGGUACUUCAGAUUAUCACAGGUGUCUGUAAUUAUCUCUGGCCCUCUGUGUGGCCUUAUCACAUGUAAAAUAUAUACAAUAAUCAAAUAAGAUGAUUUUUAAAUAAAAAAAUAUAAUGACAACUGUAAAACAUUAUAUAAACCAUCAAUUUAGUGAAUGCCAUUAGUGUUUAACAUGAGGGUAUCAGCAUGAAAUAUCCUUUAUAUUCUUUUUACACACUUCUAUUUAUUUUACUAUGUUAAUAUGUCUUUGUUGUAAAUAUUUUUGUGCCAAGCUGGUGUCAGUUGUGAAGAAAGUCAAUAGUUGGAAGUGUUGCAGAGUUAAUAGAAAAUAAAUGCUAUUGUUGAUUAAAUGCUUUUUUCAUGAAUUAGGCUAUUUUUUCUUGAACCAUAUAGUCUAUCCACUGGAUACUCAUGGACAAUAUGGACACAGAAAAAUUACCAUAGAUUACCUGUUAAUUACCAAAAUUACUUACGUUUCUGGUAACUUUGUUAAUUACCGGUAGCUUUGCAACCCUAACCAGAGCCCUACAGGUCCGUGUCUCUAAACAAUGAUGUAAGAUCAGUAUUAUGCUUCCCUCUAUAAUGGUUAUAAUUAGGAAGUUUGGCGUGUAAGCUGAUCCUAGAUCUGUUCAUAAAGUAAUUUUUUUUCCAGGAGCGUUUUUAAAGACUCAGUAUCAGCUCCAUGUUCACACCCUUCUGUUCUGCCUUCUCAUUGGACGAUAGCUUCAGACCUUCAUAUAUUCUGUUUGCUGAUUGGUCCAACAGGUCUUCUGGUGUCCUAUUGCAGCAGGUUUGAUGUGUGGGUCAACAGCCCCAAGAAGAUCUACCUUUUCUGCUGCUGCAUAGGUAAUGACAUGGACAUUAUCAAUACAUUACUGAUCAUUAUCAUCAUCAUCAUCAUCAUCAUCAUCAUCGUUUUGAUCAUCUCCUCUCCUCCUCUCCACCCACCCCCUCCCCCAGCCUACCUGUGUGGUAUGGUUGUGACGUUUGCGGUGAUGUUGGUGACUAAGAUGGGGCAGCCAGCUCUGCUCUACCUGGUUCCAGUCACCCUGCUGGUAUCUGCUCUGCUGGCCUGGAGGAGAGGGGAGAUGAGGCAGUUCUGGAACGGGACCACGUACGAGGUGAGAGGACGACAAGACACUUUUCCUUUGGGGGGGAUUCAAUUUAUUUUAUUUUAUUGAAUAUUUGAUCACUUCAAAGGGUUUGGGCCUAAUUCCAUUUGAAUUCAAACAACUCAGGAAAUGAUUAUAAAUAUAUAUAAAAAAUGUUGUUCUCAUGAUAUAUUUCUAAUAUGGAGGGUUGUUAUACAGUAGUGUGUGAUGUAAUGAUGAUAAUUGAAUCUCCAUCAGGUGUUGGACUCCACCAGGGAACCCUUACUGCCAGGUGUGCUUUCACUCCCUGACCUCUAACCACUGACAACAGUAAAGGCUACUCACGCUCCCUUCUCCUGCAUCCUCCCCGCCAUCUACCUACCCUGUGUCUCUAGACUAGCAUUCUUUUUUCUUUUUUCACAGCCUUUCAGCCUUUACUUUAAAAAUUUAGCAAAUUAAAAACAUAACACUGCAAUGUCAAAUUGAGUUAUGUAUGUUCAUAAAGCUGGUAGAGCACGGCGCUUGUAACGCCAAGGUAGUGGGUUCGAUCCCCGGGACCACCCAUACACAAAAAAAAAAAUGUAUGCACGCAUGACUGUAAGUCGCUUUGGAUAAAAGCGUCUGCUAAAUGGCAUAUUAUUAUGUAUAAUAUAAUGUUACAUACUCAGAUCAGCAGUACCCAACAUGGCCACUAGAUGUCACUAGAGUCCUGGAAAUGCCAGUGGUGCCACAGAUUUCACUCUAGCUUGGACACACACAUACGACACACACACACACACAUGUUGCUUAGAAAAGUCUGUUUCUAUUGUUUUAUUUCUUUAGUCUGUUUGUCAAUGUCUGCAUCCCUUAAUUGUUUUCUCUCCUAACCAGAAUACAACCCUCUCAUAACGUUUUAAUGGGUUUGAAUUUUCCCUGUGCAGCUGUGUUGAGAUGUGGGAGCUUCAAAUCAAAUCAAAUCAAAUUUUAUUGGUCACAUGCGCCGAAUACAACAGGUGCAGACAUUACAGUGAAAUGCUUACUUACAGCCCUUAACCAACAGUGCAUUUAUUUUUAACAAAAAAAGUACAAAUAAAACAACAACGAAAAAAAAGAGCAGAAGUAAAAUAAAGUGACAGUAGGGAGGCUAUAUAUACAGGGGGGUACCGUUGCAGAGUCAAUGUGCGGGGGCACCGGCUAGUUGAGGUAGUUGAGGUAAUAUGUACAUGUGGGUAGAAUCUCCAUCAGGUGUUGGACUCCACCAGGGAACCCUUACUGCCAGGUGUGCUUUCACUCCCUGACCUCUAACCACUGACAACAGUCAAGGCUACUCACGCUCAGCUUUGUUUGUUGUUUAUGUUUUGUCAUGUGCGUGUCGUCAUGCUUUCUGUAAACCUGUGGUUUGCUGCUGUUCAGAAGGGUGAAAAUUUCAGAACGUUGCAGUUAGAAAUGCAAUGCAUAGAACGGACACAAUGGACUAUUCUCUAUGACAAAGAAGAUGAAUGUCUGUUCUACAUGAACGUUCUGUACAGUUCCACCCUCCUGAAUAAACCUGUGCUGUGCACAGCAGACUGUCUGUUGGCUACUGGACUAAGCUUUAUGUUGUAUCACUGAUGUCUGUCUUAUACUGAUAAACUCCUCUACUCCCUCUCCUAGAUGGAACACCUGACUAUGACAGCAGAGGAGGAAAGUGCUGACUACAGCUGAUCCAGGAGCCAACCAACAAACCAACUGCUGGGGCUCUUUUCUACUCUUCAAAUCAAGCAUCUAGUUCAUCAUCCAUGGGAUGCAAGGGAAAUACUAUAGCUAGUCUAUCAAUCAAUACAGAUUUAUACUGGGGAAAUGUAGUGGGGAGGGGUUAGGAGUUAGGGGUCAGGGGUGGGUUAGGGGUAUGGGUUGAUUGGACAGUGAGACAGUUAAUUUGAGAGGCUUACUAGUGGCUGAGAAUGCAGUGUGUUCAUAUUAUGGGGUGUUUGAGGAACUAUAAUAUUAAAAUGAUGCCUAAACUGUAUUGCCUUGGUAACCGAUACAAGUGAUUUAUUGAGAAAGCACUUUAAUACUUAUGUUAGCAGGUUUGUGGGUUUUUUAAAGUGAAAGUUAAACUGUAGAUGAAGUUAGAUUUUUUUUUAAAUAACUGCUGUUCUGGGGUUUUCUGUAUAACUUGUUUGUAUUAUUGAGAAACAUAAUCUUUGAUUGCUUUUGUUGCCUUAAAUUAGUCCAUUCUGAUUUCAGCUCUGAGUGUGUCCUUAUAAUGUGUUCUAUGGCCUGUACUUUAUCUAACACUUCUUCAUGUAUUUUUAAAGCUCACAGUUAGAACUAUGACAUAACUGAUUCAAAUAAUCAUAGACUCCAAUAAAGACUCACUGUAUUAGUUGAAUCAGCUGUGUUACUGCUUGGCUGGAGCAAAAGCCUGCACCCACACCGGCCCUUUGCAGAUAUCUUUGCCCACCCGUGAGCUAGGUCACUGUGGGGAUGGGUCUGGUCAGUGUUACACAGUGCUAUGUAUGUACUCGUUACCACCGGUACUUUAGAAAGAGCAAAUAUUACAUUUACAUUUUAGUCAUUUAGCAGACGCUCUUAUCCAGAGCGACUUACAGGAGCAAUUAGGGUUAAGUGCCUUGCUCAAGGGCACAUCGACAGAUUUUUCACCUAGUCGGCUCGGGGAUUAGAACCAGCGACCUUUCGGUUACUGGCACAACGCUCUUACCCACUAAGCUACCUUGAGUUAGUGAUCUGAGUUUGGUAAGGCACUGACUGACUGACAACUGAGCCCAUGGUACCCAUAUUAAUGAAUUACUUUAUAUUGUUUAACUACCAUCCUCAUAAAUGUAAAGAGAGAGUGAGGAGGGAGGGUGGGGGAGAGAGGCCUGAGGAGGGAGGGUGAGGGAAAGGGACCGACAGGGAGGGAGAGAGAUGGAGGUAUCAAACUUGACCAGUAGAUAGGGAGUGCGUUAGAGAGGUGGCUUUUUGUACUGUUGCAAAAUGUUCUUUGUUUGGGUUCAUCUGUGGAGUUGGUCAUGUUUCAGCCUGUUGUAGCUAGUUACUGGUGACUUGCCACCUCUUGCCUACAUACCAGUCAGAUUGAGAAUGAGAAGUAUGUAGAUCUACCACAUUGACCUAGAAACACACAGCCUACUAGCGAGCUAUAUUUACAUAAUGCACUUUUAAUUCCAAGCCAGAGGUCAGCAGGAAAAGGUCUUCAAUAAGACAAUGCUCACAGUUUCUUCAGUGUGACUUUGUUUACAGUUCACUCUUAUGCCUGUUGCAUAAUACACUUAUCCAAACACCCAUCCCAUGGCAAUAAACUAAUAUAAAUGCGGGUAUUAAUCAAUCAAUCAAAUAAUACAUAUAUAUUCAGGUAUUUGACCCCCCCCCCGUACCCCGUCCCCCGUCCCCGUCCAGUCAUGUGACGUGCUGCGGGCUCGGGGGCUGACUCAGCUGGCUUCGUCACGCAGCGGCGUCAGUUCGGAGUCGCACAAUUAUGAAAAAGCAACCUUCCGCUGGAGCUGCAGCUAG
This is a messenger RNA of Coregonus sp. 'balchen', 11586 nucleotides long. Lineage: Eukaryota; Metazoa; Chordata; Actinopteri; Salmoniformes; Salmonidae. The record is from the annotation of a GenBank genome assembly.